Molecule: messenger RNA, 2020 nt
Organism: Rhododendron vialii
Lineage: Eukaryota; Viridiplantae; Streptophyta; Magnoliopsida; Ericales; Ericaceae
Exons: 2
Coding region: 348-1760 (470 amino acids)
Molecular function (GO): S-adenosylmethionine-dependent methyltransferase activity
Source: RefSeq, a predicted model, not a curated record
UCAGUUCACACUCAUCCUCAUAACUUCACUUCACCCACCGCUCAUCCGCAUCCAAACCCUAAAAAUCCCAAUACGAAAACCCACACGCGCAUUCACACUUACAGAUCUUGUAGAAUCUCCAGUUUCAAAGCUUAAACGGAGAAUGUAGAGUUCGGUUUGGAGGUUUACACCGGGGGUUCGGAGAUGGGCCAGAACUGGUUCGAGCCGAUGCGGAGGAGAGCUCCGAGGAGGGUCUGGUUGGGGUUUCAAAAAUCAAUGGGAGUCCUCGUGGGUGGAAACCACACCUCAUCCAGAUUUGCGGUAAUCGAACGGCGUAGAAUUCCGUAGAAAGUAGGCGGGGGGGAAAUAUGGAUUUCAAGGUGCUGAAAUGGCAGAUCCUGCGUGGGUCAUUAGCCAGGCGCUUGUUUCUCAAAGCCCUGUUGUUUGCGCUGGCUAUGGCUACCGUUAUGUUCUUCCAAAUUGUCCAUGAUGUUGGGACACUGGAGCCGCUCGCAAUGGGUUUGCACGACUGCCAACUGAGUAUUGGCUCAAACCCGUAUGGCAAUUUCACUGGGUUUAUGAAUCCCGUGUCCAAAUUUGGAAAUCCCUUUUCUCGGUCGUUGUUUUCGACCCCUUGCAACAAUGACACUUGGGAUCUAACAAUUGGCGUUGUGAAAGAGCUUAUGGAGAAGAAAUUGUUGGAUUUUGGAGCAAAAGCUCUUUGUGUUGGGGAGGGAUCAGCCUCUUCUGUCUUGGCGUUAAGAGAAUUGGGGUUCAAUCAUGCCUUUGGCGUUGAUCGACACCCGUUUUUCUCUAUUUUGAAGAGGCGGUUCGUGUACGAGCUCGAUUUCAAGGAUAAUUCUUUCGAUUUCGUGUUCUCUAGGGCUCUUGAUAGGGUUUCCGUCCCUGCUCUUCUCGUGCUUGAGAUCGAGCGCGUUUUGCGACCCGGUGGGACCGGUGCCAUGCUUGUGGGUGCUAGUAAUUUCUACUCUGCUGGUUUGAUAAGGUCCGCGACCCCAGUUUCAUCGUUCCUUAGAAGCUCCAAUAUUGUUCACGUAUGCGGUAUAAGCACUUUUACUUUGGUCAUUUUCAAGAAAAGAUUCGAUAAAGUUGUUUUCUUUGAGCAUUACCGGCUUCCCAGUGAGUGCCAGUCAGUUACGAACAAUAAGCCCUUUAUAAAGCACAUGGAACCUCUUGUAGACGAAAAUUUGGAACCCAUUGCAACAAACUUUUCUUAUUUACCUGAGUUCAUGAAUAUUACGUCAAGGAAGAGGAUGAUCUACAUCAAUAUUGGUGCGGGGGAAUUUUUGAAUUCUACCCUUUCUGACAUGUUCAAGCCCUUUUACCCUGUUGAACCUCAAGCUUUCAACGUUUACGUUGUUGAUCAUGAUGCUACUGCCCUAUCAUCUUAUGUCAAAAACCCUGGUGUCAACUUUGUGUAUCAUCCAGGCCUUGCAGGAGACAAGGCCAUUAUUACCAGUAUCAGUUCUGAUGAGUAUUUCAGUGCGCCAGUUGAUGAAGAAGAAUUUGAUUUUAUCAGCUGGUUUGAAAGAACAGUCGAAAAUGGAGACUUUGUCGUCCUUAUGAUGAAUGCUCAACCAGUGGAGUUAAAAAUUCUAUUUGAGCUAUUUGAAAGAGGAGCAAUUUGCCGCGUUGAUGAACUCUUCCUUCGCUGCUCACAAGGUGCGGAUUGUGCAAAUGCUGUGUGUGGAGACUGCAUGAGUCUUUUCAGGGGCCUAAGAAACAGUGGUGUCUUCGUCCAUCGCUGGUUGGGGAACUAAUCCGAUCCCUGUCACCCCGUGAUAAGAUUGGUGAACUUUGUUUUGUGUUUUCGGAAGAUUAUCUUCUAUGGGUGAAUAAAUGAGGUAGUGUGGAUUGGCAUACGAUCUGGAUGUGCCUCUGUUGAACUGCAUUUGGUUCUUUCAUGUUUGGAGUCUUUGGACCUGUGUGUUUUAAGUUCCUCAACUAGGCUAUGGAGGAAACUUCUACUAUGUUUUAUCAUUAUGUUAUGCAAUAAGUACUUAUUUGGUGUGCUUGCUUA